Ectocarpus sp. CCAP 1310/34 is the source of this 1543-nucleotide messenger RNA. The record is from the annotation of a GenBank genome assembly. NCBI's taxonomy places the organism in Eukaryota, Phaeophyceae, Ectocarpales, Ectocarpaceae.
AUGGUACCAGCGUUGAGGCGAACGAUCCUAAUACUGAUCAUGGUGGCCGCCUAUUCGGUCGGAGUCAUCACGUGGUUAUGUAAGCGGCACCCCUCUGAAUUUCAAGGGUUCAACAAUGGAAUUCUUGACACUCAAGAACCACUGUUGGCCAUCGUUCUGCCAAUCCACGAUGGUGAUGCAGCUCUGGCCAUGACAGCAAUGUCAAAGUGGCCAACGACUUGUUACUCCAACACGCUGACCAACAUGGACCUAAUAAUCUACAAGGCAGAGGCUGUUGAAAGCACCACCGAUCUACUCUCCCAAGUGCCACGCGAGGCAUCAGGUUGCUUUCGAAGCACCAAGGUCAUCACGGGAAAUCUCACCCCAGAGGUGUGUACCAUUCAGACCCUACGCUAGUAGCGCCGGCAGGUCGAAAACAAAGAUAGAGUUUUUCAUGUUCAUUGAGAAAACAUCAUGAGAGUGAGUCAGAUGAGUUUUCGGAAGACAGCGUAGAACAGGCCUACAUUCAUGCCUGGAGAGUCGCAUGUCUACCGCCUCGGAAAUAGCCUCCCAUAUGCAGCAACCAGUAGUCGAGCCAUGUCUUGGCGGUGUCAGGAGAGGAGCAGAGCGAUGAAGAACUUUGGCGGUGUCAGGGAAGAGCGUGGUGAGCAACGCCGGACGUGAAGCUGUACAGUUCGAACAUGUUCUCGGAUGUGUGUUUGUACAGAAGCAGCUGUGGGCUGCAUGCGGUGCGCCGCCAUUGAAGAGGCCGGACAACAAGCGAACGGCCGUGUGGGACCGAAUACACAGCACCUAGCAGGCAUGUGACCGCACUGGAAGGACCUACACGUGGCACCGUUUCAUCUGAGAUCAUCAGGGCACUGAUGUAGUAAGGAUCUGUCUGAGCGUGCAGAGUCUCGGAUGUAGAUAUGAAGAGAAAGUGUGAGCUUUAGAUGCUAGUGCUGUGCAGAAUGUAGCACAGCAAACGGUAACAAUUGUUGAUACAAGCAUGUUGCAUUUGACUAUGCCACUGUUUCGGUUUGUCAAACGAAUGUUCCCAAGGUUGAGGCCCGGUUUCGAAAAAAAAAAUCAUCAUCCGUUGUUCAUUGUUUUUCUUGGGGACUGAUGCUGCUGUUGAACUCACCACCACAUUACCUGCUAACGGCACAAAACAGGUAAGAACGAGCUACGGCUCACCACAUUACCUGCCACUGUGUACGUCCUCUACGAUCUACAUUAUAAACCCACUUUAUACCCAUACCAACCCAUCAAUGGACAUCAUGACUCAGAACAACACGGGAGGAGUAAAUAUGUUCUCGCGUGACCCCGUACACAUUGAAACAACGACACGUUGCUACGUAGGCAAAAACCUGACAUAUCCGGCUUUGUCAAAUGCACACCAUGCCCAUAUUCACACACCCGAUGAACCAACUACCCAACCUGUUCCCUCCACACCACUUCAGCGUAGCACAAAGAUAGAUACACGAGACGGCUACAAAACUGUCUUCUUAACCCUGUUACCCAGGGGGAAGAUAUCACUACGGUGUGCUGCUUGAGAAAUCGU